Drosophila willistoni is the source of this 432-nucleotide messenger RNA. RefSeq lists its product as uncharacterized. The record is from RefSeq and is a predicted model, not a curated record. The transcript is spliced from 3 exons. Gene Ontology annotation, biological process: mitochondrial electron transport, cytochrome c to oxygen. NCBI's taxonomy places the organism in Eukaryota, Metazoa, Arthropoda, Insecta, Diptera, Drosophilidae. The coding region runs from base 79 to 363 and encodes 94 amino acids.
GGGCAUAUACGUUUCAGAUUUUGUAUUGGCCUGGCGAGAAUUGAAUUUAUAGUUUUUGUAGUCAAAGAAAUUAACAUCAUGUGGUCCGCACUAAGCCGUGUGGUUAAUAAGAUUCAAGCAUCGCUACCAUGUCGUUUUGCCGGUGGCUAUGGUGGUGGAUGUCCAGGAGUGAACCUGCCCUGGAGCAAGGGCAUGCAUAGUCCUAUUCGUUUCACUAUAUUCUAUGCAAUUCUUGGAAUUUUGGGAUUUGGUGCGCCAUGGUUGGUUGUACGCCAUCAAAUGCUUCGGGAUGUUACUCUACCCGAACCUGUCUCCGAGGAUGAGGCCGAAGCAGUUGUCGAUGAGAAUGAAAAUAAGAAGUAAAUAAUUACCAUAUAUUAAUAAAAAGAUUUUACUUUCUUGUUACUUGUUUCGGAGAGCAUUGCACAUUAA